AUGAAAAAGUUGACGGACAGCAGGCGGCGUCCCAGUGGCUCCUCGAUGUGGAAAAAGGAUUCCGGAUCGGAUGACGAGGAGAAUACCAUCUGUAGCUGUGCGGCGAUAAAGAGAAGUGUGGUUUACUACCUGAAGAACAGCACUCUCCAUGGCCUGAAGUACAUCGCCGAGGAGAGCAUCACCAUUCCGGAACGGGUCUUCUUCGGCAUCGCCUUUGUGCUGGUGGUUAUCCUUUCCGGGUUUUUCAUCUCCAACGUGUACGUGAAGUGGAGCGCUUCGCCCAUAAUUAUUUCGACCAGUGCCAAACAGAAGUUGACCAGCAACAUGCCCUUUCCGGCGAUUACGAUCUGUAAUCUCAACCAGGCGCUGCUCAGUCAGGUGGAUAGUAUUCCCCGUAGCAGCACCAAUUUCUCCCUGCUGAUGGGUCUGUGCGACCAGGGCGGGGAUACGACCAUCUCCUACAUCGGCACCUGGAAGUACUUCAAGGCGAUCCUGGUGGAGGUGGCCCAGCCGUGCGAGAAGAUGCUGCUGUACUGCAGCUUUGGUUCGCGGGCGGAGGAGUGCUCCCUGCUCUUCACCUCGAUCCUGACGGACGAUGGCCUGUGCUGCAACUUCAAUGCCCUCGAUCCAUCGUAUCUCAUCCGGAAUUACAGCGACGAUGUGAGAUGGGAGCCGGCUCAGCCCAAUUCCCGCUAUGAGCCCAUCGACUGGACCCCGGAGAAGGGCUAUGCCCGCAAGUUGCCCGAGUUCUACUAUCCGCGCACCUCGGGGGGCACCGGAAUACGGAUGGGUCUGACCGUCGUGCUGAACGCCUCCAUAGCGGAGUACUACUGCACCAAGUCCAUGAGUGUGGGGUUCAAGGUUCUUGUCCACAAUCCUGCCGAACUGCCCAAGGUGAGCAACUAUGGCUUCGUGGUGACAGCUGGACGAGAGGCCCGGAUCCCCAUCGAACCGGUCUACGAAGAUGCCCUGCCCACGAUACGAUCCAUCAAGAAAUCGGUGCGUCGCUGCCUCUUCUCCGACGAGAAUGAUUUGGCCUACUACCGGACAUAUUCGCGCAAGAACUGCGAGUUGGAGUGCGAGGCCAAGUUGCUGCUCCGGGAAUGCAGCUGCGUCCUCUACUACCUGCCCCGGAUCGAUCCCUUGGCCAGGGUCUGUGGACCCAACGACAACCAGUGCACGGAUCGGGUCCAAACGGAGAUCGAGUCCUCGAUGACGAACCUAUCCUGCGAAAGCUGCUGGCCGGGCUGUUUUGAACUCACCUACAAGGCAACGCUCUCGACGGCCUCGAUUGUCUCGGAUCCCCGAUUCCAGGCCGGCAUGAACCUACCCGAUUAUAUUUUCCACGGACCAUAUAGCAACGCCAGCGAGAUUUCCAUCCUGCAUUUCUACUACAUGUCCAAUAUAUUCCGCAGCACCACCAAGUCGGAAAUGUUUGGCUUUACCGAAUUCCUGUCUAAUACUGGCGGCCUUUUGGGGCUCUUCAUGGGCUUCAGCAUUUUCUCCGUGAUCGAGGUUUUCUUCUACAUCACUGUCCGUCCGUACUGCGCCUCCCGGACUCUCCGGCAGCGCCACAAGCGGCGUCUGGAGCAGCUGCGCUGGCUGACUCCAGUCCGGAUGCCUGGCCGCAGAAUUCUACGCCGGAAUCGAGGCCUUCUCAGCCGGAAUUCCAAUCCCCCACCGCCCGCCUACAGUGAUCUGCAGAAGAGCCGCGGGAAACCGGGAAAACCGGAGGCGAACAAGAGGAGUCUCUGGCAGACGUUGCACGUUCGCCCAGUGGACCGGGUGGAUGUAGAACCACCCAUCUAUCCGUACCUGAAUUGA
This is a messenger RNA of Drosophila subpulchrella, 1824 nucleotides long. RefSeq names its product pickpocket protein 28 (gene ppk28). The record is from RefSeq and is a predicted model, not a curated record. Gene Ontology annotation, molecular function: ligand-gated sodium channel activity. The transcript is spliced from 4 exons. The coding region runs from base 1 to 1824 and encodes 607 amino acids. Lineage: Eukaryota; Metazoa; Arthropoda; Insecta; Diptera; Drosophilidae. Gene Ontology annotation, cellular component: membrane. Gene Ontology annotation, biological process: sodium ion transmembrane transport.